AUGGUUCUUCAAGACCUUGGGCGGCGAAUCAACUCCGCCGUCAAUGACCUGACGAGGUCCAAUAACCUAGAUGAGAAGGCAUUCGAUGACAUGCUGAAAGAAAUCUGCGCCGCUCUCCUCUCCGCCGAUGUCAACGUCCGUCUUGUGGGAACUUUGCGCAAAUCGAUCAAGGCCAGCGUGAACUUCGCCUCACUACCAGCUGCGGUGAACAAGAAGCGCCUUAUCCAGAAGACCGUCUUCGACGAGCUUGUCAAAUUGGUCGAUCCACAUGCGGAUGCUUUCCGGCCGAAGAAGGGUCGCCCCAAUGUGAUCAUGUUCGUCGGUUUGCAGGGUGCGGGUAAAACAACCACUUGUACAAAGCUGGCUCGCCACUACCAGACUCGAGGAUUCAAGACAGCGCUGGUUUGUGCGGAUACAUUCCGUGCUGGUGCUUUUGAUCAGUUGAAGCAGAACGCAACCAAGGCUAAAAUUCCAUACUACGGUAGCUUGACGCAGACGGAUCCUGCUGUUGUAGCUGCUGAGGGUGUGGCGAAGUUCAAGAAGGAGCGUUUCGAUAUCAUUAUCGUCGAUACCAGUGGUCGUCACCGACAGGAGGAGGAGCUCUUCACGGAAAUGACACAGAUUCAGACUGCUGUAACCCCAGAUCAGACUAUCCUCGUGCUGGACAGCACAAUCGGUCAAGCUGCAGAGGCGCAAUCCUCGGCGUUCAAGGCCACUGCAGACUUCGGAGCUAUCAUCAUCACUAAGACCGACGGCCAUGCCGCUGGCGGUGGUGCUAUUUCUGCUGUCGCGGCGACACACACUCCUAUUAUCUUCCUUGGUACUGGUGAGCACAUGAUGGAUCUCGAGCGAUUCGAGCCCCGUGCAUUCGUCCAGAAGCUUUUGGGUAUGGGCGAUGUCGCCGGACUGGUCGAGCACGUACAGGCCAUGACGAAGGAUUCCGCAGGUGCUAAGGAAACAUACAAGCACAUUGCGGAAGGUAUCUACACUCUGCGUGAUUUCCGCGAAAACAUCACAUCUAUUAUGAAGAUGGGCCCGCUGUCCAAAUUGUCCGGCAUGAUUCCAGGUCUGUCGAACAUGACCCAAGGUCUGGAUGACGAGGACGGCUCAUUGAAGCUCCGCCGCAUGGUCUACAUCUUCGACAGCAUGACUGUAGCCGAGUUAGACGGCGACGGCAAGAACUUCGUCGAGCAGCCUAGCCGCAUGGUCCGCAUUGCGCACGGUAGUGGAACCACCGUCCGCGAGGUUGAGGACUUGCUCUCCCAGCACCGCAUGAUGGCCGGCAUGGCCAAGCGUGUUGGCGGCCAGAAGAAGCAGAUGCAGCGUGCUCAGAACAUGAUGAAGGGCGGAAACAAGGAUCAGCAGAUGGCAGCCAUGCAGAAGCGCAUGGCCUCCAUGGGUGGUGCUGGUGGUGGUGGCAUGCCCGGCAUGCCUGAUAUGGCCAAGAUGAUGCAGAUGAUGGGAGGCGGCGGUGGCGGCAUGCCUAACCUCGGCGGUAUGGAUAUGCAGAGUUUAAUGAGCCAAAUGGGUGGGUUGAUGGGCGGAAUGGGAGGUGGCGGUGGUGGGCGUGGAAGAGGACGUUAA
Molecule: messenger RNA, 1584 nt
Organism: Penicillium paradoxum
Lineage: Eukaryota; Fungi; Ascomycota; Eurotiomycetes; Eurotiales; Aspergillaceae
Product: RNA-binding signal recognition particle subunit SRP54
Exons: 2
Coding region: 1-1584 (527 amino acids)
Biological process (GO): SRP-dependent cotranslational protein targeting to membrane, translocation; SRP-dependent cotranslational protein targeting to membrane
Cellular component (GO): cytosol; signal recognition particle, endoplasmic reticulum targeting
Molecular function (GO): endoplasmic reticulum signal sequence receptor activity; GTP binding; 7S RNA binding
Source: RefSeq, a predicted model, not a curated record